Cucumis sativus (cucumber) is the source of this 1156-nucleotide messenger RNA. RefSeq names its product dirigent protein 18. The record is from RefSeq and is a predicted model, not a curated record. The transcript has a single exon. Lineage: Eukaryota; Viridiplantae; Streptophyta; Magnoliopsida; Cucurbitales; Cucurbitaceae. Bases 218 to 967 code for a protein of 249 amino acids.
AUGAAACAAAAACAUUAUGCAUGUCUUCAAGAACAGAAUCCAACAACUUCACCAUUUUUGGUGGUUAAUACCAACUCCAAAAUCCAAAUUGAUCUAAUAAUCUCAGCACUAUAUAAAGAGUAGAGUUUGAACUCAUUUGCAUAUCAUCACAAGAAUUAUAAUCUUUUGAGUUCUACAAGCAAGAGAAGUUCUUCAUACCUAACUCUCCAACAUAAUCAUGAGACAAGCAUCUUUUCCUGCCUUCCUUGCAACAGCGAUCAUCGUAGUGCAUUUUGUGGCAUUUAGGUCUGCAGCUGUCACUGCCAAUGUCGGGGCACAUGAGCCAGUCCUUGAAUUUUAUAUGCACGACAUUCUUGGCGGUGCCAGCCCAACGGCGAGACCGAUAACUGGUCUGCUAGGGAACAUAUACACUGGUCAAGUACCCUUUGCAACACCUAUAGGGUUUCUUCCCCCAGAUGGUGGUGUAGCGAUCCCAAAUGCCAAUGGUGCUCUCCCUACUGUGAAUGGCAUCAAUGGGAUCCCUCUAGGGACUGGCUUGUCUGGCACUUCUUUCGCUGGAAAUCCCAACCCACAAAAUGUCCCCCAGACCCAACUGGGACCUGAUGGGUUGGGGCUAGGCUUUGGAACAAUUACAGUCAUCGAUGACGUCUUGACCACCUCGCCAGAGUUGGGCUCGCAGUCAAUUGGCCAGGCACAAGGGGUGUAUGUGGCUAGUUCGGCUGAUGGAACUACACAGAUGAUGGCAUUUACAGCCAUGGUUGAAGGAGGAGAAUAUGGUGACAGUCUCAACUUCUAUGGAGUAUUCAGGAUUGGUAGCCCCUCGUCGCAUUUGUCAGUGACUGGAGGAACUGGCAAGUUCAAGAAUGCACGUGGUAUUGCAGAGGUGCGAUCCCUCAUUCCUCCGGGCCAGCACGUGGCAGAUGGAGCAGAAACAUUGCUGAGGGUCCUUGUACAUCUAACCUACUGAAAACCAGUGUGGUGAACAAAGAACAACGCAAUAUAUGUGUGGUGAUGAAUGCAACCAUGGUCUGUAGUUUCUAUCAAAUGCAGCUGCAAGUAAAAAAAUGUAAUCCAGUUUUAUGAAAUUUAUAUAUUUCUCAGUUGUAAUUCUGUUGUGAUCAUAUCAUGAGUGAAUUCAGUUGAAUUUUAUGAUAAA